UUUUGUAAUCUCUAUUGUUAUAUUUCCCAGGCUGUGUCUACGGCGUAAAGCAGAGAACAAAUCCACUUUCGUUUCUGGGGAACUUCAGGAAGCGUUUACUGCAGUAGUGCGCCUGCGCAGUUGGUCUCCACCAAAUUGCCCGCUUUCCUCCGUCCGGCUAGCAGGGGGCGCUGUGAGCAGACCCCGCCUGCGGGCCGCCGACCGCGACCAUGGUCUCCAAGUCCGACCAACUGCUCAUCGUCGUGUCCAUCCUAGAAGGUCGCCAUUUCCCCAAACGUCCAAAACAUAUGCUUGUAGUAGAAGCAAAGUUUGAUGGAGAACAGUUGGCUACUGAUCCUGUGGACCAUACUGACCAGCCAGAAUUUGCUACUGAGUUAGCCUGGGAAAUUGACAGGAAAGCACUUCAUCAGCACAGGCUACAGCGUACUCCUAUCAAACUCCAUUGUUUUGCCUUGGAUCCUUUAUCUUCAUCCAGGGAAACUAUAGGUUACAUUGUUCUAGACCUAAGAACUGCUCAAGAAACAAAGCAGGCACCAAAAUGGUACCAGUUGCUGAGUAAUAAAUACACCAAGUUCAAGUCUGAGAUACAGAUAAGCAUUGCUUUGGAAACAGAUACAAAGGCACCAGUGGAUAGUUUUAAAGCAAAGGGAGCCCCUCCUCGAGAUGGAAGAGUACCCGCCAGCCUGUCUGGACUUGACGCAAAGGACAUUGUGGCGGUGCUGAAUGAGGAGGGAGGCUAUCAUCAGAUUGGACCAGCAGAGUAUUGUACUGACUUCUUCGUGAUGUCCGUGACCAUAGCAUUCGCCACCCAGUUGGAGCAGUUAAUUCCAUGUACCAUGAAACUUCCAGAAAGACGGCCUGAGUUUUUCUUUUACUAUUCUUUACUGGGAAAUGAUGUUACAAAUGAACCCUUCAGUGAUUUGAUCAACCCAGACUUUGAGCCAGAGAGAGCAUCUGUUCGAAUACGUAGCAGUAUAGCAAUUCUUCGUGUUUACCUGGCUCUUCAGUCUAAACUACAGAUCCACCUCUGCUGUGGAGACCAGUCACUUGGAAGUACAGAAAUACCCUUAACCGGACUACUGAAAAAGGGUAGUACAGAAAUCAACCAUCGCCCAGUCACAGUUGAAGGUGCUUUUACUCUUGACCCUCCAAACCGAGCCAAACAAAAGCUUGCACCUGUUCCUGUGGAUCUGGCCCCCACUGUGGGAGUGUCUGUGGCUCUGCAGAGAGAAGGCAUAGAUGCCCAGUCUUUAAUUGAAUUAAAGACCCAGAAUGAACAUGAGCCACACCAUUCAAAGAAGACAGUUUUCACCCCCACAAAGGAGAAGACACACACUGGGCCCAAGUCUCCACGCGUGUCCCCUGUUCCACCUCACAGUCAGUCACCUCCAACAAGAGACGACGCAACAGAAAGUGAAGUGGAAAGCUUACAGUAUGAUAAGGACACAAAACCCAAUCCAAAGGCUGUCAGUUCUUCUGAACCUGCUUUACUGGCCCAGCCAGUGACUACAUCCAUUGCUUCAGGAACAGCUUCAGGACAGAAAAUUGCUGUUCCUGCAACAUCACAUCAUUUUUGCUUUUCAAUAGACUUAAGGAGUAUCCGUGAUUUGGAAGUUGGUUUUCCAGUCAACUGUAUAUUAAGGUACUCAUAUCCUUUCUUCGGAAGUGCAGCUCCUAUUAUGACUAAUCCUCCUAUAGAAGUUCGGAAAAACAUGGAAGUUUUUCUUCCCCAAUCUUACUGUGCAUUUGAUUUUGCAACUAUGCCUCAUCAGCUGCAGGAUACCUUCCUAAGGAUUCCAUUGCUGGUUGAAUUAUGGCACAAGGAUAAAAUGAGUAAAGAUUUACUUCUGGGAAUUGCCAGAAUCCAACUUUCUAACAUCUUGUCUUCAGAAAAAACUCGCUUUUUAGGUUCUAAUGGUGAACAGUGUUGGCGACAAACUUUCAGUGAAAGCGUGCCUAUUAUAGCAGCACAAGGGUCAAAUAACAGGAUAGUAGAUCUUUCUUACACAGUGACUUUAGAAGAUUACGGACUGGUGAAAAUGCGUGAGAUUUUUGUGUCUGAUUCAUCUCAGGGUUUAUCUGCUGUACAACAAAAGCCAUCUUCUCUUCCUCCAGCACCUUGCCCUUCAGAAAUCCAGACAGAGCCUCGUGAAACCUUAGAAUACAAAGCAGCACUUGAGCUAGAAAUGUGGAAAGAGAUGCAGGAAGACAUUUUUGAAAAUCAGCUAAAGCAGAAAGAACUGGCUCAUAUGCAAGCUCUUGCAGAGGAAUGGAAGAAAAGGGACCGAGAGAGGGAAUCACUAGUAAAGAAAAAGGUUGCUGAAUAUACUAUUCUUGAAGGAAAACUUCAAAAAACCCUAGUUGACUUGGAGAAGCGAGAGCAGCAGCUGGCCAUUGCAGAAUCAGAGAUUCAGAGAGAAAGAAGGGAACUGAAAUCAGAACGUGAACGGAACCUGCAGGAACUCCAGGACUCUAUCCGUAGGGCCAAAGAAGAUUGUGUUCACCAAAUAGAGCUAGAAAGGUUGAAGAUGAAGCAACUAGAAGAGGAUAAACAGCGACUUCAGCAACAGCUCAAUGAUGCUGAAAAUAAGUAUAAGAUUUUGGAAAAAGAGUUCCAUCAGUUCAAGGAUCAGCAAAGCAGCAAACCAGAAAUUCGGCUACAGUCUGAAAUAAAUCUUCUCACUUUGGAAAAGGUUGAACUUGAAAGAAAGUUGGAAUCCGCAACUAAGUCUAAGCUGCAUUACAAGCAGCAGUGGGGACGAGCUUUGAAAGAACUUGCCAGACUUAAACAGCGGGAGCAAGAAAGUCAAAUGGCUCGUCUUAAAAAACAGCAAGAAGAGUUGGAACAGAUGAGACUACGUUACUUGGCUGCUGAGGAAAAAGAUACAGUAAACACCGAGAGACAAGAAUUGUUGGAUAUAAGAAAUGAACUGAACAGGUUAAGGCAACAAGAACAAAAACAGUACCAGGAUUCCAGAGAGAUUGCAAGUGGAAAAAUGGAUGGCCCACAUGGCAGUGCAUUGGAAGAAGGUUUGGAUGAUUAUUUGACUCGCCUCAUAGAAGAAAGGGAUACUUUGAUGAGGACGGGUGUGUAUAAUCAUGAGGAUCGAAUAAUAAGUGAACUUGACCGACAGAUCGGAGAGAUUUUGGCAAAAAACAAUGCCAGUAAUUAAUAACAUUUGGAAAAUCUUUACAGAGACUCCAGGUCUAAAUUUUAAUUUAAUAGUAAAGCCCUCAAAAGAAGGGAAAAUGGAUGUUUUACAAUGCAAUUUUCAGUUUUUUAUAAGCAAAAUUUUGUAUGUUAUUGUAUAGUAUUUAUUCGAUUUUAUUUACUUUAUGCUACCUCUCCCACUCUGGUUUAUUUGUAAUUGCAUUUUAUAUUCUCAUUUUUAAUGACUUUUCAGUGUUUCUCAUAAUUUAUAAUUUCAUGGCUAACUUUCAAA
Messenger RNA from Eubalaena glacialis (North Atlantic right whale), 3443 nucleotides. It is a transcript of the gene CEP120, whose product is annotated as centrosomal protein 120. Gene Ontology annotation, biological process: positive regulation of centriole elongation; centrosome cycle; interkinetic nuclear migration. Bases 210 to 3173 code for a protein of 987 amino acids. Gene Ontology annotation, cellular component: centriole; centrosome. The record is from RefSeq and is a predicted model, not a curated record. The transcript is spliced from 21 exons. NCBI's taxonomy places the organism in Eukaryota, Metazoa, Chordata, Mammalia, Artiodactyla, Balaenidae.